Messenger RNA from Gossypium raimondii (Peruvian cotton), 613 nucleotides. Its product is annotated as signal recognition particle 9 kDa protein. NCBI's taxonomy places the organism in Eukaryota, Viridiplantae, Streptophyta, Magnoliopsida, Malvales, Malvaceae. Gene Ontology annotation, biological process: negative regulation of translational elongation; SRP-dependent cotranslational protein targeting to membrane. Bases 151 to 459 code for a protein of 102 amino acids. The transcript is spliced from 4 exons. Gene Ontology annotation, molecular function: 7S RNA binding. The record is from RefSeq and is a predicted model, not a curated record. Gene Ontology annotation, cellular component: signal recognition particle, endoplasmic reticulum targeting.
AUUGGUUAAACCGCAAUAUUUGUAGUACACAAAAUCCGCCAUUUCAAGACCCCCCCGCUAAAAGGGGAAAAAAUAUCAUUUAAAGGAAAAACUCUGAGUCUGACGACGAUCUGCACAUUGAAAUUCGCUUGUUCUCGGAUUGACGUCGCUAUGGUUUAUAUAACAUCGUGGGACGAAUUUGUCGAGAGAACUGUACAGUUGUUCCGUGCCGAUCCUGAAUCUACGCGGUAUUGCAUGAAGUACCGACAUUGUGAUGGCAAAUUGGUUUUGAAGGUUACUGAUAACAAAGAGUGCCUCAAGUUCAAGACAGAUCAAGCACAGGACGCAAGGAAGAUGGAGAAACUGAACAAUAUAUUCUUCACUUUGAUGGCUCGGGGACCAGAUGUGGACAUGUCAGAAAUUACAGGGAAAGAACAGGAAGCACAGCCGGUGAAGAAAGGAAGGGGAAGAAAACAAUAGCUUGAUUUGCUGGUAGACAUAUAAAUGGUUUUGAGCAAACGUGAUUGGACUCGAUGAAUUUUAGAGGAAUUUUGUGACUUACGAUUUGAAAAUGCUGGGAUUGUCAAAAUUUUCCUGAAAGAAAUUUAAAGAACAUUCCUAAUUUUCUGAUUCA